CUACAAUCACCAUCGUUUGCGACAUUGCGCUGCUGCUCGUCGUUUGUGCACAACAAGGUAUAUAACAUCCAAGUGCCAUCUUGCACACUUUCCAUCUCACUCUUUCAUCCCACCAUCACCACAAAGGCCCGCUCAACAAUGACUGCCUUCCCUACUGUCACCCUUAACGACGGCAACAAGUACCCCGUCGUCGGCUUCGGCACCGGCUCCGCCCUCUACCAGAAGGACGCGACCGACCUUGUCGUCUCGGCGCUCGAGAGCGGCUUCGUCUCGCUCGACACGGCCGAGGUGUACGCCAACACGCAGAGCGUCGGCGACGCCCUCAAGCAGUGGGGCGGCAAGCGCGAGGACGUCUACAUCCUCACCAAGUGGGGCAAGUCGCAGCCCGGCUCGGACGUCAACGAGCCCCGCAAGGUGCUCGAGGGCCUCCUCAAGGAGCUCGGCACCGACUAUGUCGACCUGUACCUCAUCCACUUCCCCAAGGUGACGGACCGCCCGCUCGCCGAGACGUGGAAGGUGUUUGAGCAGAUCAAGCGCGACGGCCUCGCCCGCUCGAUCGGCGUGUCCAACUUUGCUGCUGAGAAGAUUGAGGAGCUCGCCAAGACGUGGGAGAUCCCCGCUGCCGUCAACCAGAUCGAGUACUCGCCCUACAUUUACCACUCGGCGCAGAUUGAGCGCCUCGCGGCCGUGCAGAAGAAGUACGACGUCAAGUUCCAGGCGUACGGCCCGCUCUCGAGCCUGUCGCGCACGCCCGGCGGACCCGUCGACCCCGUCGUGAAGAAGAUCGCCGAGGCGCACAAGGCGACCGAGGCGCAGGUGCUCCUCAAGUGGGCGCAGCAGUUUGGCGGCGGCACCGUCGUGACCACCUCGCGCAACGUCCCCCGCCAGAAGGAGUACGUCGAGGCCUUCACCAAGAUCAGCGCCCUCACCGACGCCGAGGUGGCCGAGAUCGCCGAGGCAGGCAAGGGCCGCUUCUACCGUCAGUUCCUGCAGAACAUCUGGGACGAGGCCGAGCAGUAG
Molecule: messenger RNA, 1020 nt
Organism: Vanrija pseudolonga
Lineage: Eukaryota; Fungi; Basidiomycota; Tremellomycetes; Trichosporonales; Trichosporonaceae
Product: NADPH-dependent conjugated polyketone reductase C1
Exons: 4
Coding region: 139-1020 (293 amino acids)
Molecular function (GO): oxidoreductase activity, acting on NAD(P)H as acceptor
Source: RefSeq, a predicted model, not a curated record